UGAUCUUCCACCGCCUUGAUCAUCCAUCGUCUCGAUUGCCCAUCGCCUUGAUCGCCCAUCGUCCGACGAGACGACCUCGCUCCCAGCACACCGCCAGCGCCGCGCUCUGCCUCUUGGUGGAUUGCAUCUCUGGCAUCAGGCCGUCCGCCCAUCCUCGCAUCGCCCAAAGCCCGCUGUCGCCGAUUCUGUGCCGACUCAUCAACCAACCCAUCAACCAACCCAAUCCACACCAGUUCACACAGCAUCCUGACCCAUGAACAACCAGCUGCCGCCCAGUUACGAUGAGGUUUUGAUGGUCGCAACUCCGUCCCUGCAGGACGCCGAUCAAGACCUGGCCACCCGUGAGCAGUACUCAGCGCUGUUGCCAAAGUCUUGUGCCUACUGCGACAGCCCCAACGACCACACCCUGGACCAGCUGCGGUGGGGUGUUUGUCCGCACCGCCUCAAAUCCAAAAUAACCGGCUCGGACGAUCAGACCAUCGCCUCGGUUCUAUCCGAGUCCCGGUCUGAGUUUGUGUCAGGAUUCGAGGCUCCAGCGACCUCCAGCCGCCUCGAGCUGGCGCUCAAGUACAUUGUCCUGCCCGUCUUCCUGUUGACCUCGAUCAGCAUCGGCGUCUACCUGUCGGCGGUGCCGGCCCCAAGCUUCCAGUUUGCAGCCCAGAUGGCCGACUUUGCCGUCUUUUCACAGUUUUCGCGGGUAUCUGUUGUGAGCCAGUUUAGCUACUUUUCGCUUGUCUCGCAGGGCUCCAUCUGCUCCAUCUACUCGAUGUUCUCCAUCUGCUCGUUUGCAUCCGUUUUCUCCAUCUUUUCGUUCUUUUCCAUCUUUUCGUGUGUUUCGUUCUACUCGGCAUACUAUACCUUUUGGAUCGUUGUGCCGCCCAAGCCUGCAAGCCCUGACUAUGCUGACGACCCGAGUUAAACAAGCGCCUUUCCCGUCCUUCCCUUCAGCAGCGGGACGACCGAUCGACGAUGACGGCAGGCUUUGGACUCGGCUGGCUUGCUUUCUGGCGUUGCCUUCCAUCCUGCUGCUCCUGGCUUCUAUUGCUCGCUGACCCCGGCAUCAAUGUCUGUGUUUCUGUUUCUGUACCAUGCGAUAGGGUGGAGCAAGUCAUCAUGAUUACUCGCUUCCGGUCCAGACCAUUGUGCGCUUCCAAGCAGUCGUAUUUUGCCUCUGCCUCCACCUGUAUCUCUUGCAUGUUUGUGAAAGCUGUAGGCGCACCGACACCUUCACUCGAAUCCAAUACGACCCAUGCGACCCUUCACUCGAACAGGAAAGGGUGUGCGGUCAUCUGGGUGAGUUGUGCUGAGCCAGUU
This is a messenger RNA of Polychytrium aggregatum, 1314 nucleotides long. RefSeq lists its product as uncharacterized. The transcript has a single exon. The record is from RefSeq and is a predicted model, not a curated record. NCBI's taxonomy places the organism in Eukaryota, Fungi, Chytridiomycota, Chytridiomycetes, Polychytriales. The coding region runs from base 254 to 919 and encodes 221 amino acids.